AUGGGUGGGGCUCCGGGUCCGCUGCACCAGGAGUCGCAAUGCCGCAUCAGACCCAUGCAGCAUGUCAUAUCUGCACUCAUAGGCGGACUCAUCACGACUUUUUUGGUGACGCUCUUGGAGGUGGUAGAGACUCGGGUUCAGACUCAGCACGCAGUACGCCAUCAGACACCAUCGACUGUCUCCAAGCUGUGCUACGUUUUCCACAAUAGCUUGAUGACACAUGUCUGCAAGCAGAAUGCCGAGCUCUUUACAAAACCCGAAAGGGAUCUCAAAAAGAUGCGGACGCUGCGCGAGGUCAUGAAGAAACUAUAAGGAGGCCUUGUCGGUGGCCGAGUUACUCGCUGGUUCUGCCUUUGAUCAGUGCUCGUUUGCUUGUCGACGCGGAAGGUUGGUUGCGGACGAA
Molecule: messenger RNA, 403 nt
Organism: Drosophila guanche
Lineage: Eukaryota; Metazoa; Arthropoda; Insecta; Diptera; Drosophilidae
Product: solute carrier family 25 member 40-like
Exons: 2
Coding region: 1-312 (103 amino acids)
Source: RefSeq, a predicted model, not a curated record